AUGUUCACUUUUAAAUCUGUAUUCGUACUUUGCAUACUCUGCAAUAUCGUGAAAAUAUGCCGUUCGGCAAUGCAAACAUUUCAGGUAGAACAGAUCUUUUACAAUAAGGUCGUGUUGGAUAAUCUUCUUGCAGAAUACCGCCAUUCGUCUUCUGCUCAAUGUUCUGAUAUUUGUCAACAAGAAAGUUGCAAGUGUUUUGGUUUCAACUCAAUAACUCAAAUUUGUCGGAUCCAUGCCUUUUGUAAACCAGAUAAUACAUUGGUUGAAGAAUCAGGAUGGAAAUAUUACAGAUCUCGAGCAGAAUGGAAUUCUUUCAUGAAUUCGGAGUACUUGCUGGGUUUAAAAGCAACAACGUGGAAUAACGCUCAAUUGGAUUGCUCUGUAAAGGGCGCUAAACUCGUUGAGAUAGAAUCGCCUGAAGAAAACGCAUACAUUCAUUCUCUUGCAAAUAAUUUGACAAAACCCGCUUGGUUGGGAGGCACUGAUGUUGCUGAAGAGGGAAAAUGGGUAUGGCAUUCUAAAGGUACCAUCUUUUCCUACAGCGCCUGGUAUAGUGGACAACCGAAUAACUACAAUAACCAAGACUGUCUCUGUCUCUAUCGAUCACACGCCCUAACUUGGUGGGACGAUAGUUGUGCAGCAAGUUAUCAAUACAUCUGCGAAAGAGAGUUAUUUACAAACUGA
Magallana angulata is the source of this 684-nucleotide messenger RNA. Its product is annotated as perlucin-like protein. Gene Ontology annotation, biological process: biological process involved in interspecies interaction between organisms. Gene Ontology annotation, cellular component: external side of plasma membrane. The coding region runs from base 1 to 684 and encodes 227 amino acids. The record is from RefSeq and is a predicted model, not a curated record. Gene Ontology annotation, molecular function: carbohydrate binding. Lineage: Eukaryota; Metazoa; Mollusca; Bivalvia; Ostreida; Ostreidae. The transcript has 4 exons.